UGAGAGACCGGAGGCUGUAAGUCAGUACGAACAGGAAAAGGCUGAUGAGAGGAGGACAGAAAAUAGAGAGGACGGGAGAUAAAGCGACACGUGUGAGCACCAGGUGGAUUGGACAGCAGGCGCAGGAAAGCUUCUUGUUUUUAAAUUGCUGUUUUAUCUAAAGGAAGAUACAGGUUGUUGUUUUUUUUCUUCCAUUUUUUUUUGGCAGCCAGCUAAGCAGACUUCUCCUGGAGGGACAUGAAGGAUGCCUUGUUUUGCUGUGGGGUCAUUUAGUGGGUCAACAUUUGAGCAGGAGCUGCAGAACUGAGACAGAAUGCAGAACCAGUCACUGACCACUGGGACACUUACUCACCUUUUUUGACUUUCACUCAAGGACUGUUACAUACAGUAGAUGGACUGCCGGGCCCUGUUUAACUUGUAAACGGGACCAUUUUUGCAUGUUGUCAAACAAACUGUAACUGGUUCAACAGGCUGCAUGUGAACUAAGGAAGAGAAGUGGAGUUUUAUUAGUUCAUUGUUCUUCCUUUUUAAAGCAUAAAGGACGACACAGCCAGUGGACGUUCACCGUUUUCCUCCAGUUCGCCUCCACCAUGCAGACCCCAACACCCGAGCACGACGACUCCUUUGAUUUCCUGUUCAAGAUCAUCCUGAUCGGAGACUCUAACGUGGGGAAGACCUGUGUUGUCCAGAAUUUCAAGUCGGGCGUCUUCGCAGAGAGACAGCAGAACACCAUCGGGGUGGACUUCACUGUGCGCACUGUGGACAUCGAGGGGAAGAGGGUGAAGAUCCAGGUGUGGGACACAGCAGGUCAGGAGAGGUUUCGCACCAUCACCCAGAGCUAUUACCGCAGCGCUCACGGCGCCAUGAUCGCCUACGACAUCACGCGCCGCGCGACCUUUGACUCCGUGUCCCACUGGAUCAAGGAGGUGGAGCUGUACGGAGCAACCAAUGUGGUGCUGGUGCUCAUAGGUAACAAAAGUGACCUGGAGGAGGAGCGUCAGGUUCUGUUUGAGGAGGCGUGCAACCUGGCGAACGAGAGGGGAAUCCUAGCUGCGCUGGAAACAUCAGCAAAGGAGAGCCAGAACGUGGAGGAAGCCUUCAUCAUGAUGGCCAAAGAGCUGCUCUAUCGCAACGGCCACACCGUCCAGCAGGGGGACACACCGCGAGUUCUCCUCCGCGCCAACUCCCGGCCGGUCAACGGCACCGUUGGUACCUAUGCGCCGCCAGAGAAGAAGUCCUGCUGUUGAUGCAGCAACUGGCAAGUGAAGGACACCUUUUUUAAAUCAUGAACGUGCAUGAUGUGGAUUACUGCGAUCGAGGCCCUCGAGAACCAAAGAAUGUCCGCUUUGAUGAUAUUUAGGCGAUUUCAUGGAAAGAUCGAUGGAAUUUGCUUUGCUAUUGCUUUCUUGACGCGACGAGAAAGACAGAAUUGUUCAGCUGGUGCUGCAAAGGGAAAAAAGAAAGUCAAUUCAGUGUUGUCGUAAAGUCACAGAGAGUCGAUCUCUUUGAUAAUCGACUGUGUCUCGCUGGGUUUGUCAUAUUA
Solea solea (common sole) is the source of this 1543-nucleotide messenger RNA. Its product is annotated as ras-related protein Rab-19-like. The transcript is spliced from 4 exons. NCBI's taxonomy places the organism in Eukaryota, Metazoa, Chordata, Actinopteri, Pleuronectiformes, Soleidae. Gene Ontology annotation, cellular component: trans-Golgi network. Gene Ontology annotation, molecular function: GTPase activity; GTP binding. The coding region runs from base 591 to 1247 and encodes 218 amino acids. The record is from RefSeq and is a predicted model, not a curated record.